This is a messenger RNA of Rotaria socialis, 369 nucleotides long. NCBI's taxonomy places the organism in Eukaryota, Metazoa, Rotifera, Eurotatoria, Philodinida, Philodinidae. The record is from the annotation of a GenBank genome assembly.
AUGAUCUGUUUUGGUUUACUCACUUUGUUUAAUAUUCGUUCAAGAUUUAUACGAAGAAUUGAACCAUCACAGAAAACUGAUGGUGAAUCAUAUAAAAAUUCGACUUUGUUGAACACCAAUCUCCAGCCUGCUCGAGAAGCACGUCAGCGCGAUAAACAAUCUAUUCAAUUGGCACUUUACCAAAGUGCUAUAUUUACCAUGCUAAAUACAUUAUGGUCCUUAUAUCCAUUGUAUGCUUUCGUUCUCCUCACGGCACCGAGCAUAUCAUUUGAGCAAAUAUUAAUAUUAGGAAUUUGGGAAGCAUUCGGUUUGAAUCUUCUAUCUAUAUAUGCAGCGGUACAGUUUCAUUUCUUUAUUAAACUGUAUUAA